GUCUGCGUUGAUGUUAAGAUGGGAAGGUUCGUGUUCAUGUUAGGAGUGACCAGUCUGUUCCUGGGAGUAUGUCUUGCAGGUUCAAGCAAUGAGAACAAUGACAGUGCAUACGAUUACAGUUCAGAAGAAUAUUACGACGACGAUUAUUGCCAAAGUACCUCCUGCCCAGCUGACGAAGAAUAUUCUGACUGUCCGAAUACAUACUGUGGUCCUCUGACAUGUGCCGAAGCCGGCUUCCCGAAGCCCAACUGCGGGAACUCGUCAACUUCGUGUCAGCCCGGGUGCAUUUGCAAGAGUGGCAAUCUCAGGAACAAAGAUGGAAAAUGCAUACCAUCGGACCAAUGCCCAUCUUGCGGAGGCGACGAAAAUGCUGUUAACGGUUGUGGCACCAACUGUGGCAAGAAAUGUUCCGAUUUAGUUAAUCCAAAUUCCGUUUGUCUUUUGGGUUGUAUAUUAAACGGAUGCGAUUGUAAGGAAGGCUUUUAUUAUGAUAGCAACAAAAGAAAAUGCGUCAAAAAAGAGGAGUGCAAUAUUACACCACAAUGUAAGGGAUAUGAAGUAUACUCUUCCUGUUCGAAUGGUCUUUGUCGUGUACAAAACUGCGAGGAUAAGGGAAAAACCAGAUUUUGUCCACCUAUGGCACCAGGAUCAUGUAUACCAGGUUGCGUCUGUCCUGAAAAAUAUCUGAGGAAAAACGGAGUUUGUGUACCAGAAGACCAGUGUGAUCCACCCAAAUGCACAGGGGUCGAAGUAUAUUCUGACUGUUCGAAUGGCCUCUGUCGUGUACAAGACUGCAAGGACAAGGGAAAAUCCCGACCUUGUCCACCCAUGGCACCGGGAUCCUGUAUACCGGGUUGCGUUUGUCCUGAAAAAUACUUGAGGCUCUAUGGAGUUUGUGUACCUGAAGAGCAGUGUGGCAAUGCUGAUUGUUCAGCCGACGAAGAAUAUUCUGAAUGUCCGAAUAGAUUUUGUAGUGCUCUGACGUGCGACGAAGUAGGUUAUACAAAGCCCAAUUGUGGGAAAACUGUUCCUUGUAAAGGUGACUGUAUAUGUAAGAAUGGUAAAGUAAAAAAUAAAGACGGGAAAUGUGUAGAGCCAAGUGAAUGCCCAUCUUGUGGAGGUGAUUCAAAUGCGCAAUCUGGCUGUGGUAAUUUUUGUGGAGGGAAGUGUUCUGAUUUAUUGAAUUCAUCUCCUAUUGCUUGCCCUCUUAUGUGUGGAAUGAAUUUAUGUGAUUGUAAGCGAGGAUUUUACUACGACACCAAUAUAAAGCAAUGUGUCAAGCCGGAGAAGUGUACCUCUGUUUGCCCAGCCGACGAAGAAUUAUCUGAAUGUCCGAACGGGUCUUGUUAUCCACUCACGUGUGAUGAAGUAGGCCACCGGAAACCCAAUUGUGGAAAGAAAGAUCAAUGCAAGCGCGGGUGUAUAUGUAAGGACGGCAAAGUAAGAAAUAAAGACGGAAAAUGUGUAGCUCCAAAACAAUGCCCAUCUUGUGGUGGAGAUCCAAAUGCACGAUCAGGCUGUGGGGGUAAUUGCGGGAAGAAAUGUACCGAUUUAGUUAACCCGAGGCACAUUUGUCCUCUUAUGUGUAUUUUAAAUGGAUGUGACUGUAAAGAUGGCUUUUAUUACGACAGCAAUACAAAGAAAUGUGUCAAGGCGGAGCAGUGUACUUCUGUUUGCCCAGCCGACGAAGAAUUAUCUGAAUGUCCGAACGGGUCUUGUUAUCCACUCACGUGUGAUGAAGUAGGCCACCCGAAACCCAAUUGUGGAAAGAAAGAUCAAUGCAAGCGUGGGUGUAUAUGUAAGGACGGCAAAGUAAGAAAUAAAGACGGAAAAUGUGUAGCUCCAAGUCAAUGCCCAUCUUGUGGUGGAGAUCCAAAUGCACGAUCAGGCUGUGGGGGUAAUUGCGGAAAGAAAUGUACUGAUUUAGUUAACCCGAGACGCGUUUGUGCUCUUAUGUGUAUUUUAAAUGGAUGUGACUGCAAAGAUGGAUUUUAUUACGACAGCAAUACAAAGAAAUGUGUCAAGGCGGAGCAGUGUACUUCCAUGUGCACUAAUCCUAACGAAGUGUACGACAAAUGCCCCGACUGCUCGCCCCAAACAUGUGCAACGAAAAACCAGAAAUUUAACUGUCCGAUGAUACCAGCCAGCAAAACUGGAGCCAACUGUAAGCCAGCUUGCCGCUGUAAACAAGGUUAUUUGAGAAAUUCAAAGGGAGUUUGUGUACCAGUAAAAGAAUGUGAACCAACCUGUCCAACCGGAGAGAUUUACGAUAGCUGUCCACCAGUCAAAUGUGAUGCAGAAUAUUGUCCAAAGGACGCUAAUUCGCCACAAACUUGUCCGACGCCGAAGAAAUGUGGGAAAGGAAGAUGCGUUUGCGGCUUUAAUUCAAAACGAGACCGAAAGACCGGCAAAUGUAUACCGAUCAGAGAUUGUCCACCAUUUAAAUGCAACAAAUGCAAUGAAGUUUAUGACAGCUGCCCUCCUGUGUGUCCAGGACAAAAUUGUACUGAUUAUUUGAACAAGACUAAGUGUCCUAAAUACCGCAUAGGCAUCGUUGUUCCUUGUAAGCCAGCAUGUAGAUGUAAGCAAGGCUAUUACAGAGAUUCUAAAGGAAAUUGUGUCAGUGGUGAAAAAUGUAAAGAUAAUGUCUGCUCAGCCGACGAAGAGUAUUUAGACUGUCCGAAUGCAUCUUGUAGCCCUCUGACAUGUAAUGAAGUUGGUUAUCCAAAGCCAAAUUGUGGAAAUAGCUCUUCGGUUAUUUGUAAGCCUGGGUGCGUUUGUAAAAAUGGUAAAGUAAGAAAUAAAGAUGGAAAAUGUGUACCCGCCAAAGAGUGCCCAUCUUGUGGCGGUGAUAAAAAUGCAAUAAGUGGAUGUGGCGUCAAUUGCGGAAAGAAGUGUUCCGAUUUAAUAAGACGAAACCCUAUUUGUCCUCGUAUUUGUAGAUUGAACGCAUGUGAUUGUAAAGAUGGUUUUUAUUACGACGCUGAUAAGAAAAAAUGUGUCAAGCCAAAUGAGUGCCCCUCGAUAUGCACCAAACCCAAUGAAGUAUACGACAAAUGUCCUGGCUGCUCUCCCCAGACUUGUGCAACCAGGAAUAAGAUAUACCAUUGCCCAAUGAUACCAGCGAAUAAGACAGGGCCCAACUGUAAACCAGCUUGCCGCUGUAAGCCAGGUUACUUCAGAAAUUCUCAAGAAGUUUGUGUUCCGAGUAAUGAAUGUGAAACUCCAACAUGCCCAAAUGGUGAGAUUUAUUCAAGUUGUCCACCGAUUCAGUGUGAUGCGGAAUAUUGUCCAAAGAACAGAGACUCACCACAGACAUGUCCGACUCCAACGAAAUGUGGAAAAGGAAGAUGCGUUUGCGGCUUUAAUUCCAAACGAGACCGUAAGACUGGCAAAUGUAUACCGAUCAGAGAUUGUCCUCCUUUUGCAUGCAAGAAAUGCAAUGAAAUUUAUAACAGCUGUCCACCGAUAUGCCCUGGCGAAAAAUGUAGUGAUUUUUUGAGAAACGCGACGUGUUCCAAAUACCACAUAGGUAUAGUCCUGCCUUGCAAACCAGCAUGUAGAUGCAAAAAAGGAUAUUACCGAGAUUACAAAGGCAACUGUGUUUGUGGUCAAAAAUGUAAAGAAGAGGCAGCAAUAGGAAGCAAUAACACAACACAAACGACAACAAAUACAACGACACAGAACUCUUGUGGUGAUGUAGCAAGUCUCAAACUGGCUCUCAUACAAGGAAGCAACACUUUCAGUGCGAAAUUUUUAAAACAACUUAUGAAUAUUACACCUGGAGUCAGUGUUGUCACAUCUGCUGCAUCAGUUUUAACUCCUUUGGCAAAAUUGGCAUUGUACGCUGAAGCCUCAACGUAUACAGAAAUCAGUAAUGUUCUAAAUCUUAAGACCAAAGAACAGAUACGCUGUGUCUACAAAGACUUUAUGAAUUCUUUCCAAACAAGUGAAGGAACCACAUUGGAUCUUGCUGACAAAAUUUAUAUAGCCAACCGAUAUAAACCAAGCAACUCAUUCGAACAAGAUCUUAAUAAUGUAUUCAACGCUAAAUCGGAGACUGUUGAUUUUAACAAUGGUAACCAAGCAGCUGAUAUUAUCAACCAAUGGGUUUCAGAUAAAACUAAAGGCAAAAUCACAGAUCUAGUAUCACCUACUAUGUUCAACUCCCUAACUCGUUUAGCAUUAGUUAAUGCUGUUUAUUUCAAGGGCACAUGGAAAACAAAGUUUGAUGCUAAACUGACACAACCAUCAGAUUUUUACGUAAAUCCAAACAAAACCGUGAAAGUUGAUAUGAUGAAAUUAAAAACCAAAAUGAAUUAUGCCUACAACAAUGACAUUGACGCGCAGAUUAUUGAGCUACCGUAUCUGGAUGGGAACGUCACGCUUUGGGUAGCCGUGCCUAAUCAACGAUUUGGUUUAUCAAGCUUAGUUGAAAAAAUUCAAGAUCCUAAAGUCCUCGAUACAGCAUUGAACAGUUUAAGCUCGCAAACAGUAACUUUACACAUGCCUAAAAUAGAGGUUAAAUCGACUAUCAAUUUGAAGAACGUGUUAAAACCAAUAGGAGUUGAUAGCGUUUUCAAUACUAAUUGUAAUAUUAGCGGAAUGAUCACGCCUGAUGAACCCUUAUAUGUGUCUGAAGCCGUUCAGAAAGCGUUUGUUGCAAUCAAUGAAGAGGGUUCAGAAGCAGCCGCCGCUAAUGGUUUUAUGGUUCAUAUGCCUGCAAUGCCUGCACCGCCACCUCCACCAGAACCUAUUGUAAUAGCGGAUCAUCCUUACAUUUACUGCAUAAGAAUAAGAGGCAUAAUACUUUUCUUUGGAAUUUUCACUGGAUGAGGUAGUUGUACUUAGUUUUUAGUAACUUUAUUUAUUAUUAACAAAGGGAUACUAAUAAAUUUAACAUCAAACCUUUUUUAUUAACCAACUAUCAAUUUUGUUUGCAGUUGUUGUAGUACCAGCUCCCACAGCUACCAUAGCACCCCGAGACCAUAUUGUCAGAGCCGAUCAUCCUUAUAUCUAUUGUAUUAAAGUUCGAAAUAUUUUAUUAUUCUGUGGAACAUAUAACGGAUAAGGUGAAGAUAAAUUAAUUAACAAAAAACUUGCUAUACUAACUACGCAAACAAAACUGAUGUUAUGUUCUAUUAAGUAAAUAUGCAUUGUCUUGAUUGAAUAGGUACUUACA
Molecule: messenger RNA, 5182 nt
Organism: Diatraea saccharalis (sugarcane borer)
Lineage: Eukaryota; Metazoa; Arthropoda; Insecta; Lepidoptera; Crambidae
Source: the annotation of a GenBank genome assembly